AUGGAAUACGAACGUGAUUGGCGUUCUAAUAUUUCUAUUAUUUGUCGCAAACUUUAUAAAUUGAUGGAACAAUAUUCGGGUACAUCCCGUCCACACAGCGGUUCUAGUGUUUUGAAUAAUGAAAAUGAAGCCCCGAUACCUUCUAAGGACUAUAAAGUAAAUUAUUCUGUAAAAAAUAAUCAAAAUGCGACUACCGUUUCAACAUCAAUAACUAUUCUCGCUACUGUGUACGACGCAAUUCGCGAACACAAAUCUAAACAUGGAAAGAAAUUGGUUGCAUGGGAUAGUUUCAAAUAUCACUCAGUAAUCGAUGUUGAGGCAAAAUAUUGGGUAGGGUAUUAUUAUUUUCAUCAUGGUGAAGAUAUACCUGAAUUACAAUUAAUUAGUGAGGAAGAAAGGAUCAAAAUAGCCAUUAAUAUAUUUAAAGAAACUGCUGAUAAAGGGAAUUCUUCCGCUCAAUUAAGGUAUGGAAUGCAUUUAUGGCAAAAGGAAAAAAAUUACAUUGAGGGUUUUAAAUAUUUAAAAAUGUCUGCUGAUUCAAAUGAUGCAACGGCCAUGUUUAUCGUUGGAAAAGCUUAUUGGAAUGGUAUCAAUGGAAUUGUUCAAGAUAAGGUACUAGGUGCCCAAUAUUUAAAAACUGCUGCUUUGGCAGAUCAUUCUAAAGCUAAAGACUCGUGCAAUGAAUAUGGAAUUUCUUAA
Funneliformis mosseae is the source of this 699-nucleotide messenger RNA. Lineage: Eukaryota; Fungi; Glomeromycota; Glomeromycetes; Glomerales; Glomeraceae. The record is from the annotation of a GenBank genome assembly.